GCCAAACAGACAGCAGAGUAGUUGAGUCAAACCCUCAUUCAUUUCUUUUGGAUCAGAAACAGCAGAGGACAGCACAUCUGAGCCAUGUCUGGACUCAACGCAUCCCUCGGAUACUUCCUGGCUGUUGUCAUUUUUGCAGCCUUAGUCCGAGUGCUCCUUAAAAAAUGGCCACGAUUUAGCUUCAUUGUGGAGUUUGCAUCCUCUUUCAUGCUGGUGGCAUGUAGGCUGGAGGUGCAGACCAUUGUGGAGGUGGGUGAGUGGGCCGGGGGUUUGGGUCCUGAUGUGACUUUAACCAUACUGUUCGUGGUGUUGCUGACCCACGGUGUGAUCUGUGGCAGCGCAUCGGGGAAUCCCACUAUGGUGGUGCUGAAGUUCCUGCAGCUGGAGGCCACCACUCUGUCCACUCUCCUCACCGUUGCAGCCCAGUUUGUUGGUGCCCAUCUGGCUCUUCUUGUAGCUGGAUACUACUGGAGUCUGGAGCUGACCGACAUGCACAUGAUCAAAAACCUGAUGGCCAGCUCGUGCAGCACGUCUCUGUUGGUCUCUUUGCUUCAGGGGUUUUUCACUGAGUGUGUUUGCACGCUCAUCUUUCAUCUGGUCCAUCUAAACCUGCUACGCAGAUCUGCUCUGAUCCGGGUUCCCCUGAUCGCCGUCCUCCUCACCUUCCUGUCCCAUACAGCCAGAGGCUACACCUCAGCUUACAUGAAUCCCUCCUUGUCCUACGGCCUCACCUUCCACUGCCCUGGAUUCACCUUCUCACAGUACGCAGUCGUCUACUGGCUGGGCCCUCUCACAGGCAUGACCCUGGCUCUUCUCGUGUACAUGGGCCAUAUUCCUCGGAUCUUUGCCAAGAACCUGAUAUAUUUUCAGAAGACGCGUUUCCGAGUGCCAAAGGGGGACAAAGGAGAGAAGAAGAAAAUGUGAAAGAAACUAUUAAUUUUAUUUCUUUUUUCAAUCAACCUUUAAGGAACAGUUCCUGACAACAAAUGGUUAAUGAUCAAGAUAUUUUUACUGUACAGAAAAUGUUAAAUAUUAAUAAUAAAAGAUAUUAAUGAA
Sebastes umbrosus (honeycomb rockfish) is the source of this 1056-nucleotide messenger RNA. RefSeq names its product aquaporin 12 (gene aqp12). Gene Ontology annotation, molecular function: channel activity. The transcript is spliced from 3 exons. Gene Ontology annotation, cellular component: membrane; cytoplasm. The record is from RefSeq and is a predicted model, not a curated record. Gene Ontology annotation, biological process: transmembrane transport. Lineage: Eukaryota; Metazoa; Chordata; Actinopteri; Perciformes; Sebastidae. Bases 85 to 924 code for a protein of 279 amino acids.